GAGGAGAGGUGGUGGGAAGGGGAAGUGUUGCUGAGGGCUGAUUCUCCUUUUCAUGCAUUAAAGGGAGGUCGGGAGGUCGGUGCUUGAUUUCUGUUCUGUUCUGUGUUAACCGAAAGAAAGAGGAGGGAAAGCGGGAAGAAGAUGAUGAUGGAUGGAGGCAUGCAUGUCUAUCAUGAUGAUACCCAUGAUUUUACGGAACGGAACGGUCUUUUCUUUCUUUUUUCGCGUUAUGCUUUACUUCACUUGCAUUGUUUCAAUGGCUGGCUGGUUGGUACCUGGUUCAUAUUGGCUUUGGUUUGGCUUGGUUUGUGAGAGCAUUGCAAUAACGGAAGGGGAAGGGAAAAAGGGGCAUUUUUACCUGGGUUUCGUCUGUUUGAGUUUUGCGCUUGUUGAUCGGGUUUGGACCAUGGUUUGGCAUUUUUGUCUUUUCGCCUGGUUUUGUCUGUCUGUCUCCCCUGCAUUGUGUUUUAUUUCGUUUCCUCCUCUCUACCUGCUAAUGGUUGUUGUGUGUGUGUUCACUUUGCCUUCUUCCUUGUUUUAUUAUUAUUAUUGUUAUUGCUCCUGCUGGAACAGGGAUGUCGACACUUCAUGGAACUUUCCUACUAUUCCUGCCUCACUCUUCCUUUAUCGUUUUCUUCUUGUUUCUAUUACUAGUGGCAUUGGUGGCAUUGGGUUGGUAAAGGCAUGGAAACACGCAUGGAUACAGUUUACGCAUGGGCUAGGUAAAAAGAGGUUUACAGUCAGUCAAAUCAUAUCAUUCAUGGGUCGAAUAGGCGUGUUUGCUUGAAGGAAACAAUAACAUUGCUGGUUUCAUUGUUGCUGGAAAUGAUGCUCCAUCCCUUACCUGAUUCAGUUGCACUUUUCCCUGUUGAGGUGUGAAGAGCUGUUACG
This is a messenger RNA of Neurospora tetraspora, 891 nucleotides long. RefSeq lists its product as uncharacterized. The transcript has a single exon. Lineage: Eukaryota; Fungi; Ascomycota; Sordariomycetes; Sordariales; Sordariaceae. The record is from RefSeq and is a predicted model, not a curated record. Bases 152 to 787 code for a protein of 211 amino acids.